AUGGCCUUCAAUUUUGCAUUUGCAGAUAAUGCAAACUCUCGACCACGACAGGCUGCAAAGCCUCCUCGUCCGGUAUCGUACUAUCCAGUCGAGGAUAGCGACGAUUCGGAUAAUCUGCGAACGAAACGAAAAGCGACUUCUUUCCUAAAUGUCCACAACAAAUUUGACAAUACAGAAAAUCUGUUACGUGUAGAAAGAGAAACCAGGUUGAGGCAUGCCAAGGAGAAUCUUGAAGCGGAAAUCGAGGAGCUCAAGAUGCGUAAUCAACGUCUUGUGGAACAACUGCGAGAGAAAAGCGCUCAAUUCAGUAAACUUCAGUUUCAUGCUCACAAACUGGACGAACAGAUCGAAUCUCUUUCGAAGCGCUGUGCUCUUAGCUCUGCUUUGGACAAAUUGAGUCUUGAUGAACGAUUCGUGAGAGGAUCGCUGACAACUAUUGAAAAGAUUGAGGAUCGUUUGCGACAAUUUCAACGUCACGUUCAAAGUGCUAAACUGGACGCUGCUAACGUGCAACAAAAGACAAUGAACACUAUUGCUCAAGAGCGCAGCGCUCAUCAAGCAUGUCUGGAUCGCUUAGAGGAUCUACAACGAGAGAACUUCGCCCUUAUGCAAAGCAGAUACUUAGAAUCCGGAUGUGAUGAUAGCGUUUGGCAGCGGAAAAUCGAUGCAUUACCGGCUUAUGAGGCUCUGUACAGUUUCGCCACAACAUGCUGUUCGUAA
Messenger RNA from Cooperia oncophora, 720 nucleotides. The record is from the annotation of a GenBank genome assembly. Lineage: Eukaryota; Metazoa; Nematoda; Chromadorea; Rhabditida; Trichostrongylidae.